GAGGGAAUGCCCACUAGAUGCGGCUGCUGAUAAUAGCGCGGAUCAGCACCAGAGCAGUGACUGAGAGCGCAGACAGAAAGAGGAGGAGAGGAGCAAGGAACAGCAUGCUCUGCCAGAAGCUGGUUAAAUCACAGCAGCGUGAUUGAUUCAGGCAAACGAGGAUAAAAAAAAUAGAGAGAGCUCUAGAGAGUCUCCCAGAGCACAGAAUCCUGAGAGGAAAACGGGGGUGGAAGUUAGAAGGCUGUGGGAACUCAUCAACUCCCUCGUGGAAAGGCAGAGCUGAGGUCAGCAGGCAGGAGUGUCGGAUCGAGCAGCAGCUGAACAAAGCCGGACAUUGCUUGGGCUGGGGGUGAACGCUCUUUUAGAGGGGUAACGAGAAGUGUAGAGGUGAAGUAAUACUGCUGAAACUUCAGUUACACUCAGCGUGCACCUGCUUGUGGGAGUUGCACUCCUGGAUAUUACAGCAAGGCUACGGGGCUGCCACAUCCACUAGAGUGAUUUUGCAAAGCUGCUGUCUGAUUGGCUUAAUCCUGAUCUUUUGUGUGAAAGAGAAAGAUUAGCACUUUUUUGGAGCACUAGAGCGCAAGUUCAAGGUUCUGUUCAAGGGCUAUUCUGAGAGACAUGAUAGAGAAUGAAAUAAAGAACGAGGCUUCCAUUCCAGAGCAUGGAGAAGUCAAGUAGUGAGGAAUCUGCCAUUCACCGUAGUCCCUCUGUGGAUAGCCACGACUCAGACUUUGCCCAAGCCUCCACCUCUGGACGGCCAUUCGGAGGACGAGGCUUUACCGCCGGUGCCUUUUACGGGUCCACUGGCCCGCGUGCACAAACCACUGCUCAAAGUGGGGCGUCCGGCGACGACAAAGGCAACAAUAAGUACAAGUCUCCAAAAGGCAGCAAAUACGUGGUCUUUUAUCUGGAUCUAUCCUUUGUGUUCCUUCUAGAGUUCAAGAAGUGCAACAUGGCUAGAGGCUGCCUGUGCUGUCUGAAAUACAUGAUGUUCAUCUUCAACCUCAUCUUCUGGUUGUGCGGCUGUGGGCUGCUGGGAGUUGGAAUCUGGCUGUCUGUGUCUCAAGGCAGUUUCGCCACCUUCUCCCCCUCCUUCCCCUCUCUCUCCGCUGCCAACAUGGUCAUCACCAUAGGCGCCAUUGUCAUGGUGACGGGCUUCCUCGGAUGCCUGGGUGCCAUCAAGGAAAACAAGUGCCUGCUUCUGAGCUUCUUCAUUGUCUUGCUGAUUAUUCUGCUGGCUGAGCUGAUUUUGCUCAUUCUUUUCUUCGUCUACUCUGAUAAGGUCAGUGAGAAUGCAAAGCAGGACCUGAAAGACGGCCUUGCUCUCUACAACACAGACAACAACAUUGGACUGAGAAAUGCCUGGAAUAUCAUCCAAGCUGAGUGGAAGUGUUGUGGCGUAACUGGUUACACAGAUUGGCACGAGGCUCUGAAAGAAAAGGUGGUGCCUGACCGCUGCUGUCAAGAACAUUACCAGGAGUGUGGCCGCAACUCGACCAACAUGUUCUGGACACGGGGCUGCUACGAGAAGGUUGAAGAGUGGCUUGACGAUAAUAAGCACCUACUCGGAACCAUCGGCAUGUGUAUCUUGGUAGUUCAGCUCCUGGGAAUGGCCUUUUCCAUGACACUGUUCCAUCAGAUUCACAGAAGCGGGAAGAAGUAUGACGCUUAACGAGGCCGUUUCUCAAGGGAGGAGCCCUGGUGCAUUAUGGGACAGACUCUGGAGGACAGCUCCUCCUCUUGUAUCUAACUUUCACCACUGGCCAAUCCCUCUUCCCAUUAAUUCUCCAGCUUAUACCUUACCAUCCUGUAUAGACUUCAGCCAUGGUCUGUCCCUUUCCACUCUUUCUUCCCCAUCUGCUCAUCUGCCAAAGAGACCCGGGGACAGAGAGGAACGAGAGGAUCGACUCUUGGCCAGAAUCCUCCCCAUGAGGCCUCUGACUUUCUUCAUCUCCUCUAGUUAGUUCAAGCGUAAAAUAAAGGUUCUAAUGUUUGCAGGAAGGAGAAUAAUGACAAAAAACUGUGUGGCUUUACUAAUACGUAAAACCUUCCACCCAACAUACAGAUGAGGCUAGAAGACAUCAGACUGGAAACCUUCAGGGUGGAUGAAUUUGAAAAGCAUCGCUCAUCAUCACCUCCAUCUACAGUGUAAAUAACAAACAGCUACAUUUUAGCAUGAUCCGGUUUUGUACAAGACAGUAAACUUGUCAUUUCCUUUUUAUAAGUGACACUGCCCCAACCCCAUAAUUGUCAUUUUUGUGCACCUAAGGAUUGGAAGAAACCGUUAAAAAGAGUUUAGCGAGGCAUGACCAGGAACUUGAGUUUGUCUGUGUGUGUUGGAAAUAAGUCUUUUCUUAUAUUUAAAGGUUUGUGGUUUGAGGACGCAUCGAAACGUGUCCUUCUGAUGAGAACCAUCACAAUCUAAUGUCAGUAUAAUACAUCAAACAGGGAAUGUUUUUCCAUCUACAGACUGUCCGAUCAGAAAGCUAUCCACGUUCAUGCAAAAACAUCCUCUUUGCUAACCACUGAAAGGUCAUUUUGACCAAACUUCUACUGAAACAAUGUAGCAUAGACAAUGAAGCAAAGUUUUAAUAGAAGAAAAAAAAUGGUGUUAGGUUUCAUAAGUUGGUAAACGAGACAUGUAUAAAAGGCAGAGCUUUGUGAGUUGGACUGUUUCCCAAUGUUUUGUUCACUGAAUCCAAGUCUGUACCCUACAAAACAUUUUUUAGAAAGAGCCCAAUGAUACAGAUUCCACCUACUGUAGUUAAAUUUUGCACAUUUCGGUAACACUUUAGAAUAAGGUUCCAUUAGUUAAUGUUAGUUAAUGUAUUAAUUAACAUGUACAAACAAUGAAUAAUACAUUUAUUACUGUAUUUAUUCAUCUUCGUUAAUGUUAGUUAAUGAAAAUACAGUUAUUCAUUGUUAGUUCAUGGUAAUCCACAGUGCAAUAACUAAUGUUAACAAGCACAACUUUUGAUUUAAAUAAUGCAUUAGUAAAUGUUGAAAUUAACAUGAACUAAGACUUAUAAAUGCUGUAGAAGGAUUGUUCUUGCUUAGUUCAUGUUAACGAAAGUAGUUAACUAACAUUAACUAAUGGAACCUUAUUCUAAAGUGUUACCCACAUUUCUUCUGAGACAGUAACAUUUGUUUUCAGAAGACUUAGAGUCAAAUGAAUUUACUCACCUUCAUGUCAAAUCUGUAGGACUUGCUUUCUUCCAUGGACACAAAAGGAAAUCGUUUGAAGAAUGUAGCUCUAUGCCAGGGGAUCAGCAAUCUUUCGGCAUGAUGUGCCAUUUUUCUGGUUAACCAUUGUGCCAACACCCCCGACCCCCCUUUUUAAUGCAUUCUGUACAGUACAUAACAUUUUUUAAAAACAAUAUUUUAAUGCAAAUAGUUUCUGAUGAUUUUUUUCUAAAUUGUUUCUAAACUUUUCAAAAGUUUCUUGAAUAAAAGAUAUACAGUGUGACCGUACAGAUCACCAAUGUGUGUGUGUGUCUGUGACAAGGCCAAUGCAUUAAAAUGGUUCAGUUUACUCACUAUUCUUUAAUUGAUGCGCACACACACACAUACACACACACCCCUCGCAAACAAGAGAUCUGAGAUCGCGCUGUUCAAAAAGUAACAUUCAGAAGCUCAUAAACUUGUUGUUCAGUGCUGCCACGUGACUUUUAUUAAUCAAUACUGAAUCACUACAUUAUAUUACUCAUCUAUGAGGGGGGUAAAAUUGCUGUUCUAAAGGAACUAAACUCAGCUCAACUCAAUUUUCUAUCGUAAAACGUAUCGUUAAAAGUUGACUAAUAUUAAAUGGUUUGCAGCUUCAUUUUACCUCACUCUCUUUAACAUUAAACUGACGUUUUGCUUCUGUGAACCGUAAACCUUGCCUACCGUAUUUUCCGGACUAUAAGUCGCACUUUUUUUCAUAGUUUGGCUGGUCCUGCGACUUAUACUCAGGUGCGACUUAUUUAUCAAAAUUAAUAUGACAUGAACAAAGAGAAAUGACCUAAGACAAAUUAACCAAGAGAAAACAUUACCAGUCUAUCACUGAAGACAUAGAGCGCCCUCUCGCGGCUGUAGAUGGUAAUGUUUUAUCUUGGUUCUUGGUUCUAAAUAAAUGCGACUUAUAUGUUUUUUUCCUCGUCAUGAAGUAUUUUUGGACUGAUGCAACUUAUACUCAGGUGCGACAUAUAGUCCAAAAUUCGGGACUUUGAUUUUAUUGGCCAUCUCAGUCAUUUUGGCAUUGACCACUGAGGCUUUGAUCUGAAGUGCCUAGGUAUGUGCAGUGGCCGCACACACAUUUGUAGACUAGCGCAACUUAAUUCUCUUAAUACUUAAUUCUCUAUCCCUGCUCUGUUAUACAACAAAACUGCUUAAAAACUGUAAAAAGGAGGGAGAAAAUACUGCAGUAAUAUGGCAUAUAACUUAGACUGGUGCUCUACAGUUUUCUUCACUUCAAAACUUACUUUCUUUUGUGCAUAUUGUUACAUCCUUGUUGAGUCUCUUACUUUUGAUAUGUAAAUGUGCUGAGCUGCAAGACUGUUUAAACAUGGUAAUUUUAUAGAACUUUAUGAUUGAUGGGCGUUCUAAUUCUGCAGAAAUGUUCUGACCUUUCUGACAAGUGCUGUGAGCACAUACUACAUCUGGGCCAGAUAAUGACUUAAAUUGGUGGUCUGUUGUCCUUUUGUGUCCUUCGGAAGAAAAUCACAGGGAACAGAGUGACAUGAGGGGACAGAAAUUUCCUUCAACUAUUUCUUUUAAGUAUCCCUAGCAGGAAAUCUAGCACUGAUACCAACUCAAAAGAACUGAAAAUUGCCAAUACUGCUUCAUUGCAAGAUAGAAGUCAAGUAUUAAAGUUAAACCAUGUACAGUACAACAAAGCAGAACCAAAUACAAGCACGGUGUUAGUUAUAAUAGUAGACUGUAAUCCACCAGCCAUAAUUUAUCUAGAGAAAGAGUGUUUCCGCUCACAUCAGCUUUAUCGCCUGUGCUGUUUUUCUGUCUCUCUCUGCUCUUUUCUGUCUCCAUCUGUCUUUUAGUUUCAAGCAUCAAGCUAGAACAGUUACAUUCCUGCUGAAUGGGAUGAUAAUGCUUCUGUAUCACAGCCUAAAGGGACUUGCUUCAAAGCAAAUGCAUCUUGACAAGAAAGUUUUGAAGUGAAACUGUUCACCAGCAGACGGUUUUUAGGAGUUUAAAAUCACUGAGCAAAAGAUGGGGCAUGAUGAUGGCUGAGAGACAACCAGAGUGGGGUCAUCUGAUGGUCUCCUAUCCAAACUGUCACUGAGACUACGUGUCGUCCCUUAAGAGCUCGGCGUUACAUUGUUAAUGUGUGACCGAGGGGAACGUAAUAGAGCACUCGAGAUGGAGAGAGAAAUAAUAACACCUCUCAUCCCAUCAAACACUCACUGACACACAAACAUUGUUUACUGUAUUUUAGAAAAAAAUUGCUUUACAUUAAGAAACAGUUGGGACCAGAAGCGACAGUUACUUCUAACAUUCAUCCCAUGUUGAAAUGGAGGGGAAUGAGAGCUUCUGCUCUGGAUGAGUGUAGGAACUCUGUCACUGAACUGCUGCUAUAAGAGCUACCUGUGUUUAUUACGAUAGUGGAAAAACUACAAGACCCAAUUCACUCAUACUCCGCCUGCAAGCAUUUAAAGUCAACAUGAAGCCAAAAUUGACAACAUGUACUAUGUAUAUAUAUAGAGAGAGAGGGGGAGAGAGAGAGAGAGAACCCCAGUUUAGGUUACGAUUUUGUAAUGCCAUUCUUAUAUUUUACCAAUAGGAAAAGCAUUCAUUAAAUGUUGGUUAGCUUCUAAAUGUUACAGUAAUUAGGGAUUUGAAAAAGUUGCAUUACUGUUGGUAAUCCUGUCCCAACCUACAUUUAAUUUAAUGAAUGAACAUAUUGUUCUACUAAUAAAUGUGUCACUUUAUAGAUGUAAAAUGGGUUGUCAAGGGUGUUUCAUGUUGACUUUAAGGGAUUUGUGUUAUGAGGCCUUUGUAUCAUGAGGACUGGAAUCUACAGAAUUUUUCUAUCAAUUCCGCAUGUUCAUCACCACUAGCAAACAGAAACAAUGCAAGAAAAUUUUCUAAUAUGCAAGCCUGUCUCCAGUAGGCCACAAUCAACAUUAUUACCAUCAUAAAUGAAAAUGUUUUUUUGUGUUCCGCCUGGUGGUCUGGCUUCAAACCCAUUUUUGCUUCAUGAACACCAUGGAGUUAGUCAAUACUAGCUCUGAUUAGGUUUGCACUGAUGCGCUCCAUCUGCUCAGUGUACUGUCUUUAACCCCGCCGCACUAAACUUCAAUGACGUGUCCCAAGCCUCUUAUCUGACUGAUUUACAAACUUUAGCUGCAAAAUUGCAUCCUGUGAACUAAUCCCGUGUGUAAGCUUUCCAAGGUUGGGAAUUGUUUAAGAGUUUGGAAAGUUUUUUUUUUUUGGUCCUUGUUCCAAUGUUUUUAAUUUUUGAAAGAUGUCCAUAAAUCCAUCUCUCACUGUUAUUCUUCUUCUUUUUUUUUUUCUUUUUAGUGUAUUCAAUACCCAUUUUUCCUUUAUAUUUUUUCCACUGUUAUAGGCUACAUUGUGUAUUUAAAUCUGUAAUAGUUAAAUGUCGAGUUGUUAGUGUUGAAGGACACAAUAUCAUGUUGAACAACCAACAACAGUUUGGCAUCAGCAAUUAUAAUUUUUACGGCUUUUCUUUUUUGCAAAGCAUUUGUGUCGAGCUUAAUGUACAUAAACAUUUCACUAUGGAUCAUCUCAUAUACCGUUGCAAAUGUCUGUGAUAUCUGGGGCAUAUCUGUUUAAUAUGCAACGACGAUGUUGGUUUUUGUUAAAUGUCUAAUAUGUCUGUCAAGUAUCUAAAGGUGCGAGAGAAUCUCAGUGCUUGACACUCCAAGUGCUGUAAUGUCCUUUUUUUAGUUGUUAUUUUUUGUACAUUGUUUAUUGUUGUAUGCGUUUUAUCACAUAUUGUGUCACAUAUUGAUUUUAAGGGUGUGCUAAGCAAAGAAAAGAUUUUGCAUUAUUAAACUUUUUUUUUCUUUAAUUUUCUAAUCUCAGAUUAGAAUUCAUUUAUGUUGCAUUUUUAUCUGUGGAUACUAUCAUGAAACAUGGAAAGUCACAUUAUAGUUUUUAGCAAUUUUAAAGUAAAACUUAAUUAUUAAUUGGCUAAAUACUAAUGAAUUUUUCAGAAAGUUAAGUUCUCUAAGGCCCAGAAACAUCAUCUCCAGAACAUCGAAAAGCUUGCACACCCAUGCCACCUGAUUGUAUAUUUUGGGAUAUUUUUUUCAAGAGUCAUUGAAACAAAUUUUGUACCCAUUUAUUGCAUUUUAAUGUUUCAUUUUUCUUUUGUUUUUGUACCUAUUGAUUCAAUAAGUAUUAGAUCUGAAUGAAAUGUUGCCAUUUGUUGGUACUGAAUUCUGAUAUUUUAAUAGACAGCAUUGCAGGGACGAGAAUGUUUUCUUAUUGGUGAACUAAAUGACCAACUAAUUGGAUUAUUGAAUUUGUUCUCCUAUUAACAGACACUGCCAUGAAAUGUUCUUUUAAUUUGGUAUCCUUUGGAUAAAAAAGGGAUCUAAAAAGUAACUGAGUUCCAUAAUCGCCAUCAUAUCUGUAUUUUUGUACUGCCAUCCUAACCACCACCAGUAAGCUGCAUAUACAAGCUGUAGAAACAUAUGCUCUCGAGUGACGUGUUUAAUGUAGUGUCCCGGUGAGUGGCAGUUAUCAGAUAUCUUGUGAACCCAGAUUUGUCCUGUGGAGUAUUUUGCAAAGCACUAUAAAUAUAUUAGGUGGUGCACUAAAUUGCAUUCUUUAAAUCCUACUAUUUUUUAAAUAAAGGAAAGUGUGUUACCAAA
Molecule: messenger RNA, 7841 nt
Organism: Carassius gibelio (silver crucian carp)
Lineage: Eukaryota; Metazoa; Chordata; Actinopteri; Cypriniformes; Cyprinidae
Product: tetraspanin-9-like
Exons: 7
Coding region: 665-1675 (336 amino acids)
Cellular component (GO): membrane
Source: RefSeq, a predicted model, not a curated record